AUGGAACAACAUUUGCUUCCCUAUAGCUAUGCAUGUGCUAGUAUUGUAUUGCUUAUAUGCAUUCGUCUCUGUUAUGAUCUGUUGCUGAAGCCUCAAAGGCUUCGAUUAAAGCUUCGAAGGCAAGGGAUUGAUGGUCCCAAACCUUCCUUUAUGAUGGGUAACAUUCCUGAAAUAAAGCACAUGAAAUCGAUGGUCAAGCUUUCGGAGUUUUCAAGCGAUAAAUGGGAACAAUCUCCACCACUCGACACUUCUUCCAUUCUCUUCCCACAUUUCAAUCAGUGGACUAAGCAAUAUGAUCCUUAUCUGGUGAAAGAAAUAAACCAAUGCAAGUCACUGGACUUGGGGAAGCCUGCGUAUCUACAGAAGGACAGGGGACCUUUAUUAGGCAAGGGCCUAAUUACCACCAACCGUGGAGUUUGGUCACAUCAGAGAAAAACCAUAGCCCCUCAGCUCUACAUGGACAAGGUUAAGGAUAUGUUGAAUAUAGUGGUGGAGUCUGCAAGCACAUUGGUGAAAUCAUGGGAGAGUGUGGUUGAAAGUGAGGGUGGUACUGCAGACAUAAAAGUGGAUGAUUAUGUGAGAGAAUUCACAUCUCAUGUAUUCUCCAGAAUUACGUUUGGGAGCAAUUAUUCUAUCGGGGCUGAAUUACUUCCGAAGUGUAGAGCACUUAUCAAGGCCUCAGAAUCACCCACCAUUCUCAAUGGGCUUCCUUUCUAUAGAUAUCUUCCAACCAAGAAAAAUAGAGAUUUGUGGAGACUAGAGAAAGAGGUUCACUCGAUGAUCAUAGAUACAACAAAGAAACUUAACGGAGCUGUGGCCGACGACAUGAUACAAGUACUCAUGGAUGGUGCCAAGCGUGGUGAACUUGGGCCAUCGACACCUGAAAAAUUUAUAGUUGAUAAUUGCAAGGAUCUUUACCUUGCUGCAUUUGAGGUCACUGCCAUUGCCACAAUAUGGGGUUUAAUGUUAUUGGCUUCACAUCCCGAAUGGCAAGCUCGUGUUCGUGCUGAAAUUCUGGAAGUUUGUGGGGGAAAUAUGCCGGAUGGUGAAAAGCUUGGCAAGAUGAAAGUGCUAAUGAUGAUUUAUCACAUUAACGCGCUGCUCAAAGCUCAUAUAUCGAUGUCAUCUAAUACUCGGCAUAGACCAAGUAAACAUUCAUUUGCAGGCCAAGCAUCCUAUGCUCAGUCUUUGCCUAAGCACCCUAUGCUCGGUCUUGGAUACCAGGAAACCAUCCCACACGCUCUUACCAUUAUAGGCAGCCACGUGUCAGCUCCUAGUUGGAUGGCCACCAACGUCCUGUCAUAUAUUGUCAAAUAUGAUGAUCAAAAUCUAAAUUUUGUUGGUUUGAUGCAGUUGAAGAUGGUCAUACAAGAGGUGCUACGACUCUAUCCGCCAGUGGCAUUUGUUUCAAGGGAGGCCUUGCAAGAUGUGAAGCUUGGAAAACUAAGGAUUCCUAAAGGUGUAAACAUUUGGAUAUGGCUGCUAGCAUUGCACCAAGACCCCAAACUUUGGGGGCCCGAAGCAGACAAGUUCAAUCCAGCGAGGUUUGCUAAUGGAAUAUCGGGAGCAUGCACAUACCCACAUGCCUAUGCACCAUUUGGCAUCGGGGCACGUAUAUGUCCUGGCCAGAGUCUAGCCAUGUUGGAGAUGAAAGUCAUUCUUGCUCUCAUCUUACCCAACUUCUCUUUCUCCUUGUCGCCUAACUAUUGCCACGCCCCACACUUUGGUCUGCUUUUGGAGCCUAAGCAUGGCGUGAAUCUCCUCAUGCGCAAGAUAUGA
Ilex paraguariensis (yerba mate) is the source of this 1779-nucleotide messenger RNA. NCBI's taxonomy places the organism in Eukaryota, Viridiplantae, Streptophyta, Magnoliopsida, Aquifoliales, Aquifoliaceae. The record is from the annotation of a GenBank genome assembly.